AUGUCUCUGGCCGAGGAGAACCUGAAAGCCUACGCCUCGCGCGUGUCCUUCUCACCGGGAGACAUGAUGCAGCUGAGUGUUCCGGACGACUCGCAGACGGCCGUCGGGGCGCUGUAUAGCUUGAUUCACCUUCCCGCCAAUAAGAAGGACUGCAUGUUCUGGAGCGGAAUGGGGGUGGAGGGGACUCUCAAGGUGUUGAAGGAGGCUGGAUUCUCUCUGGAGAGUAGCAAGGUGGAAGGAGACAAGGAGGAGACGUUUCUGUGGGUCAUUGCUAUGAAGUAG
Molecule: messenger RNA, 282 nt
Organism: Emericellopsis cladophorae
Lineage: Eukaryota; Fungi; Ascomycota; Sordariomycetes; Hypocreales; Bionectriaceae
Exons: 2
Coding region: 1-282 (93 amino acids)
Source: RefSeq, a predicted model, not a curated record